Megalops cyprinoides (Indo-Pacific tarpon) is the source of this 1628-nucleotide messenger RNA. It is a transcript of the gene kcnv2a, whose product is annotated as potassium channel, subfamily V, member 2a. Gene Ontology annotation, molecular function: voltage-gated potassium channel activity. Gene Ontology annotation, biological process: protein homooligomerization; potassium ion transmembrane transport. NCBI's taxonomy places the organism in Eukaryota, Metazoa, Chordata, Actinopteri, Elopiformes, Megalopidae. Bases 4 to 1605 code for a protein of 533 amino acids. The record is from RefSeq and is a predicted model, not a curated record. Gene Ontology annotation, cellular component: voltage-gated potassium channel complex; membrane. The transcript has 2 exons.
AGCAUGCUCAAUUUCAAAAGACGGAGGCAGAGCCUCUUCCCCAAUUACAAGCUUGGGGGCUCGGACUCCACUGCCAGAGAGGAGGAUCAAACUUUGCCAUUCGCCAAGGAAAGCCUGGUGAAGCAAUGGAACUCCAUGCAGGACCUAAGUGUGGACAUCUACGAUGUCUUUGCUGAGGACGACGAUGAGGAUGAGAAGAUGCCCGUGUCGCCGUUGAGGCUUAUGUCCUCCCCUCAAAAGAACUACAUGCUCAACAUCAAUGUGGGGGGCAAGGUCUAUCAGAUGUCCUACAGGGUUGCAGCCAAGUACCCGAAGACCAGGAUUGGACGGCUGGCCACGUAUACCGACCACAACAGGAAGCUGGAUCUCUGUGACGACUACAUUGUCCAGAACAACGAGUACUUCUUCGACAGAGACCCUGAUGUUUUCCACAACAUCUUUACCUUCUACAGGACUGGGGUGCUCUGGAUUAAAGAUGAGCUGUGUCCCCGCAACUUCCUGGAGGAGAUCAACUACUGGGGCGUCCGGAUCAAGAACACGCACCGCUGCUGCAGGAUCUCCUUCGAGGAGCGCCAGGACGAGCUGAAUGAGCAGCUGAAGGUCCAGAGGGAGCUGCAGGCGGAGGUGGAGAUGGAGGAGAACGAGGAGCUGUUCCGCGACAUGGCCAUGGGCCACACCCGUCGGGUCAUCUGGAACCUGAUGGAGAAGCCCUUCUCCUCGGUCACCGCCAAGCUCAUGGCAGUGGCUUCCAGCUUCUUUGUCCUGGUGUCCCUGGUGGCCAUGACCAUGAACACGGUGGAGGAGAUGCAGUACAAGACGCACGCGGGCCAGCUGAGCGGGAAGACCUACGGGGAGUACGUGGAGACCUUCUGCAUCGCCUUCUUCACCAUGGAGUACCUGUUGCGGCUGGUGUCCACGCCCGACCUCAAGCGCUUUGGCAGGAGCGUGCUGAACGCCGUGGACCUGAUCGCCAUCCUCCCGCUCUACCUGCAGCUGAUCCUGGAGUGCUUCGAGAACGACGACUACGGGAAGCACACGGACAUUGAGACGGUGGGGCGGGUGGGCAAGCUGGGGCAGGUGCUCCGCAUCAUGCGUCUGAUGCGCAUCUUCCGCAUCCUGAAGCUGGCGCGCCACUCCACAGGCCUGCGAGCAUUCGGCUUCACUCUGCGCCAGUGCUACCAGCAGGUGGGCUGCCUCUUCCUCUUCAUCGCCAUGGGCAUCUUCACCUUCUCGGCCAUGGUCUACACGGUGGAGCAUGAUGUCCACCACACCAACUUCACCAGCAUCCCCCAUGCCUGGUGGUGGGCAGCUGUCAGCAUCUCCACUGUGGGCUAUGGCGACAUGUUCCCAGAGACACACCUGGGCCGGCUCUUCGCUUUUGCCUGCAUCUCCUUUGGGAUCAUUUUGAACGGCAUGCCCAUUUCCAUCCUCUACAACAAGUUCUCAGACUACUACACCAAGCUCAAGGCCCACGAGUACACCUCCAACCUGAAGAACCGUGGGAAAGUGAGGUUCACCAAGAGGGCAGUCAAAAAGUUUACAGAGAUAUGUGAACAACCCAAGUGCUCAGAGCACAACCACCCAUCCAUAGAAAUUGACAGCUGAGACACGAGAAUGACUCGAUUUGA